Baudoinia panamericana UAMH 10762 is the source of this 285-nucleotide messenger RNA. RefSeq lists its product as uncharacterized. The record is from RefSeq and is a predicted model, not a curated record. The transcript has a single exon. The coding region runs from base 1 to 285 and encodes 94 amino acids. NCBI's taxonomy places the organism in Eukaryota, Fungi, Ascomycota, Dothideomycetes, Mycosphaerellales, Teratosphaeriaceae.
AUGGGUCAGGGUGCGACGCAUUGUGAUCAACGGCGAGGUGACUGUUGUCAGGGACGGUUUGGCGAAAGAGGAUCAAGAAGUAUCCUCUAUCUUUCAAAAAAUCUGUUUGCAGAAAGUGUGGACUCGCUGUACGCUGACCUUGGCUAUCGCGACUUCAUCUACCCGAACAGGAUCAAGAACUUCGCGCUUACGGUUCCUUACGCCUUCGAUUUGCAUGCGCAGGCGAGAUGCGGCAUCAAGUACAAUGCUACAAGAAAUGACAUCGCCAGUAUGCCACCAUGCUAG